AUGGCCUUCUGGUUUCAGCUCCCGUACAUGAAGAGCUUGCACUUAGUCAUUGGCCAACCAGUUGUCUGCCAACCCAUCAUCCACCAACUAGUUCUAAACCACAUAGCCCUCAGCCAACCAGACACGAAUCAACUGGGUAUGAAUCAAUCAAGCUUACCAGACAUGAACCAGCCAGGCACGAUCUUACGUGGUAUGAACCAAUUGGACAUGAACCAACCAAGUAUAAGCCAACCUGACACUAACCAACUGGGUCAACCAGGCAUGAGGCAACUAGGCCUGUGCCAAAUAAGCAUGAGGCAACCUGGCACAUGCAUGCAGGAAUUGGCUGCCUGUGAAAACAUGCUAGAUGCAAUGAAGUUAACAGCAAAGGAUGUACUCAGGGGUGGCUUUGGGGAUCAUCCCCUUUUCUACUGCUUGAUUGCAGAAGUACACAAUCAUCAAAAACCAUUAGGCAAAGUGACUGUUGGAUUUGCCAUGUACUACUUUACAUAUGACCCCUGGAUUGGCAAGUUACUUUACCUAGAGGACUUUUAUGUCAUACAAGCUUACCGAGGUCUAGGUAUUGGAGCUGAAAUGCUGAAGAGGCUAGGUCAGAUAGCCGUCAGAAGCCAGUGUAACUGCAUGAAGUUUCUGGUUGUCAUUUGGAACCAGGCUUCUACUGACUACUAUACUUGUCGAGGGGCUUUAGACCUUUCCUCCGAGGAGGGCAGGCAUCUGUUCAGGUUUAACAGAGAAGAACUAAUGGACAUGGCAGGGGAAGAGUUAAAGAUGACUCAUCACAAAUUGUCCCAAUACAGGCUCCAAUAUUUAAAUGUCACCUGAGUCCAACAGCAGUUUGAUUUUGAGUGUUGUACAAUACAACAAGUGAACAAACUCGUUUCAGCAGAUCUUUUACUCUGAAAGAGAUUUUACCAGUCAACUUUCCAUUAUCCAAACUAAUAUACUAAUGGCUAGUAGCAGAGCUGAUGAUCCAAAAUAGCAGAUAAUUCAAAAAUAACUUACACUUGGCUUUAGGAUAUUUUUUAUCCUCCAUAUCUUAUUAUAUUUCAAAUGCUUAUAUUUUUACACACUAACAGACCUGAAAUCAGGGUAAGUAUUAUCAUUAACUGGCAGCACUUUUUAUUUUUUACCAUCUUUAUUGGAGUAUAACUGCUUUACAAUGGUGUGUUAGUUUCUGCUUUAUAACAAAGUGAAUCAGUUAUACAUAUACAUAUGUUCCCAUAUCUCUUCCCUCUUGCAUCUCCCUCCCUCCCACCCUCCCUAUCCCACCCCUCUAGGUGGUCACAAA
Molecule: messenger RNA, 1288 nt
Organism: Orcinus orca (killer whale)
Lineage: Eukaryota; Metazoa; Chordata; Mammalia; Artiodactyla; Delphinidae
Gene: SATL1
Product: spermidine/spermine N1-acetyl transferase like 1
Exons: 7
Coding region: 1-822 (273 amino acids)
Cellular component (GO): cytosol
Molecular function (GO): N-acetyltransferase activity
Source: RefSeq, a predicted model, not a curated record